UUUACUUGUUGUUCUCUUGAGUUCCAUUUUAUGACCAGAAGUUACUUGUUUGAUGAUAAUUAUUGCAAGGCAAAAACAUUCUUACUUGAAUUGACUGUUUUAUGCAGGGAUUGAUCGGGCACAUGGUGAAAGAUUGCAACUUGAAUACAAAAGAAAAAUUAUUAGGAUGUUCACUGACAACACCAGCUCCCUUGAUUUCGAAAACUUCGAUUUUCAAUAAAAGAACCCCAUAUCCUCACGCAUGAGGAUGGUCCUCUCUGUUGCCCACAAUAAAACAUGUCAGAAAUUCAAACCUUGUAAACUGCUAGCCAAUAAUUUGGACAAAUUUCCCUUUUUAUCUUGUAGCUUGUUUUUGCACUUUAACGGCUGAGGUCUAAAAUAAAUGUUCAUAUUUAUAUCUGUGAAUCAUUAGUUGCGAAUCACAGUAUUACGUAAACUAGAGCCGUGUAGUUUUCAGCAAAACUAAUGGUGCCACAAGGGCCUCCGAACCCGCUUGGCGGAGCCCAGCACGUCCCACCAUCUCUGUUGAGAUCGAGUUCCGGGCUUUUGGGCGGACAGGGGCCCGGAAUGCCUUCACAGAAUGCAUUCCCCUCGUUAGUUUCCCCACGCAACCAGUUCAGUAACUUGAAUAUGCUGGGCAAUAACAACGUUUCAUCUCUGUUACACCAGUCAUUCGGUAAUGGGGGCCCGGGAACCUCUCAGCGUGGGCUUGUCGAUGGCGGACCCGAGCCUGGCCCACACUCGGGCAUUCAGAACGGUAUGGGUUUCACUGCCCCUUCUUCUUCCUAUCUCUCUCCGCCUGUGACGGCCAGUCAGAACUCGUCCGGUCAGCAGCAGUUCCCAAACACAUCUGGGAUGUUGACGGCCGACCAGCAGCAACAGGCUCAACACCAGCUCAACACACAGAAUUUCCAACAUAAUAAUAAUAAUGUCAAUCAGCAGCAAUUUCAUGCGCCCGGGAAUUCCCAGCAACAGCAACAACAGUUUCAGGGGAUGCGGCCCGGUUUAGGGCCUGUCAAGCUCGAGCAGCAAUCGGGAGCCAGUGAGCAAGCGUCACAGCAGCAAUUGCAGGCUCUGAGGAGUAUGGGUUCUGUUAAAAUGGAAGCUCAGCAGAUGGGUAUGGGUCCUGUGAAAAUGGAAGCACAGCAGUUACAGAGCAUGAGAGGGUUGGGUCCCGUGAAAUUGGAGCCCCAGCAUUCGGACCCGUCUUUGUUCUUGCAGCAGCAGCAACAGCAGCUGCUCAGGCAGUCGUCUCAGGCAGCAGCCGCUCAGAUUUUGCAUCAGCAGAGGCUCAUUCAGAUUCAACAACAGCAGCAGCAGCAGCAGCUUUUGAAAGCUAUGCCUCAGCAGAGGUCCCCAAUCCAACAACAGCAGCAGCAGCAGUUUCAACAGCAGAACUUGACAACAAUUAGGUCUCCUGUGAAACCAGUUUACGAGCCCGGGAUGUGCGCGAGAAGGCUGACGCAUUACAUGUAUCAACAACAACACAGACCUGAAGACAACAAUAUUGAAUUCUGGAGAAAAUUUGUUGCUGAGUAUUUUGCGCCCAAUGCGAAGAAGAAAUGGUGUGUUUCGAUGUAUGGAAGUGGUCGCCAAACUACUGGAGUUUUCCCUCAGGAUGUUUGGCAUUGUGAAAUUUGCAACCGCAAGCCUGGCCGUGGUUUUGAGGCAACUGUUGAGGUUCUGGCCAGACUCUUCAAAAUAAAAUACGAAAGUGGAACUAUAGAAGAGUUGCUCUAUGUUGAUAUGCCACGCGAGUAUCAGAAUUCUUCUGGGCAGAUAGUUUUGGACUAUGCAAAAGCAAUACAGGAGAGUGUCUUUGAGCAGCUCCGUGUGGUUCGUGAUGGUCAGCUGCGGAUUGUAUUCUCGCCUGAUCUGAAGAUAUGCUCGUGGGAGUUUUGUGCUCGACGCCAUGACGAGCUUAUUCCUAGAAGAUUACUAAUUCCUCAGGUUGGUCAACUUGGCAAUGCUGCCCAGAAAUACCAGGCUGCUACCCAGAACACAUCAUCCAAUGUUAAUGUUUCGGAGCUACAAAACAACUGCAAUAUGUUUGUUGCUUCAGCUCGUCAGCUGGCCAAAGCCUUGGAAGUUCCGCUGGUAAAUGAUUUGGGAUAUACAAAGAGAUAUGUCAGAUGCCUGCAGAUAUCGGAAGUGGUGAACAGCAUGAAAGAUCUUAUUGAUUAUAGCCGUGAAACUGGUUCUGGUCCUAUGGAGAGCUUGUUGAAGUUUCCUCGAAGAUCAAACCCAUCAUCCGCAUUUCAAGGUCAAAGUCAAAGUCAACAACUCGAGGCCCAGCUACAACAGCAGCAGCAGCAGCAGCAGCAGCAAACAAUGGGCCAAAACUCGAACAGUAACCCAAACCAUCCCACACCAAUGCAACUUCCUUCCACAAGCGCUAACAACACCAUCAACCCUGGGCCCACGAAUCCUACUGAAACCAUCGCCAAUCUCCUCCAUCAGAACUCAAUGAACUCCCGGUCCGCCCAAAACCCGAUACCCGGCCCGAACCCCUCUUAUGGGGGAACAAGCACCAUGCAGAUGACAUCCCCCAGUGGCUCAUCUAACACCAUGCCACAGGCAAACCCUCCCCAAUCCCCCUUCCAGUCCCCAACUCCAUCAACAUCCAAUAACAAUAACAAUAAUAGUAACCAUAAUCCACAGCCUACAUCUCAUAAUUCUGUACCGGGACCUCAUCAUGCAAGCACGGUAAAUUCGCCUAAUAUCACAACAGGGCAACAAAACAACACUCUUUCUAAUGAUGCGGACACAAAUGACCCCCAGAGUUCGGUUCAGAAAAUCAUACAAGACAUGAUGAUGUCAUCCCAAGCUAAUGGGGGCAUGGUGGGGUUGGGUUCGAUGGGCGGUGACAUGAAGAAUGUGAAUGGAGUUUUGUCAUCAGGUGGCAAUAUUCUCAUGGGGACUGGUGUAGGUAAUGGUGGUAUGGGGAUUUCGGGCUUUGGGGGUAUGCAGAAUGGGCUGGGCCAGUCUGGCAUGGUCAACGGGUUUCGGGCAGCCCUCGGGAAUAACUCAUUGUCUGUGAACAGGGGAAUGAUGAAUUCACAGCAGCAGGAUAUGAACAGCCAGUUGCUUGCUGGUCUUGGCGCGGUCAACGGCUAUACUGAUCUGGCGGAACUAACCGAUUCGAAGGGAAACAGCAGUAGGAGACAUGAGAAGAUCCCUACCAUUAUCAAAUUUGGAGGGGUAGCGGGGAAAUUGGUUCCUGUCGAAAUUGUUUGUAUAGGAAAGGUGGGAAAAAGAUUGGUCGUCGACAGCGGCCUGGACACGCGUGUGGUGCACAUAGCGCGUGCAGUGUCCACGGCGCUAGGCAAAGUGGCAGGUGGACAAGCCAUGGUGCGCGACUCGGUAGCAAAAGCAGGCGAGGCGCACAACCAAUGGGCGUGUAGGGAUUAUGAAUUUAAUUGUAUGAUCUAUCUAUAA
Molecule: messenger RNA, 3438 nt
Organism: Striga asiatica
Lineage: Eukaryota; Viridiplantae; Streptophyta; Magnoliopsida; Lamiales; Orobanchaceae
Source: the annotation of a GenBank genome assembly